CCGAAGGAAGUUGGGGUUCGGGGCUCGGACUCAAGCGAAAAGUCGCUGACACCCUCUCAGCACACUCAAUGACGAGGAGAGUCGAGGGCGUCACACGCCUCGCAAAGUGCAACGUCCAUGCAUUCACUUAUACGGGAAGGACGACCUCUCCAACAUGGCCGCAACUUAGCCACGUCAGUAUACCGGGCGGCUACUGCGCUGAUGCGUAACUAUUGUUCAACUCUAUAAAUCUUCCCAUCUGUCAGGAAAAUAAGUGGAAAUCAAAAUCAUAGCCGUAUAUAACCAUCUUGUAUCAAAUAUUCGUGUUCCUCAUCACGCCGCGUUGGCGCACUUCGUCUUCGCGUCUUUGCGGAAUUCCCAACGACGCACCUGUCAAACGGAGUAGUGACGACAUUUAGAAGCGACUGUUUUGGUAGGAAGGGGCGUGUCGCGUUAGUGAAGAAAUUUGGCGCGUGCAGCCGUGGAUAGGGGCCACAAGCCCCUUUAGCGGAACAUUUCCGAUUGGUGCCGGUUGGGAAAUGACAAGGAAACAAUCAGCUCCAAAAUUCAUUGACGUGUUUAUUGAUUGAAGCGUGUGCAGCGUCGCCUGAGACGAUGUCCAAUGGCAAGCCCAUCCCCCACACUCCCCUGGCCGUUGACUUCUGGCAUGUUCGCAGAUGUCCAGAAAGCAGAAUAUUUUUCCUGUCCCACAUGCACAGCGACCACACGGUCGGCCUGACGUCCACAUGGACGGACCGACCCAUCUACUGCUCUCAGGUCACCGCCUCGCUGCUCCACGUCAAGCUGCAGGUGAAAGAGAAGUGGAUCCGCUCUUUGGAGCUGGGCAUAUCACACGACUUGCCUCUGGACGACAUUGGCAAAGAAAACAUGACGGUCACACUGAUUGACGCCAACCACUGCCCAGGUGCUGUCAUGUUCCUCUUUGAGGGCUACUUUGGGACCAUACUCUAUACUGGCGACUUCAGAUAUUGCCCGUCAAUGCUGCGUGAGCUAUGUCUAACUACCAAUGCCACCAUCGAUGUUCUGUACUUGGACAACACCAACUGUGACCCCAACCGCAGCAUUCCCUCAAGAAAGCAAGCUACUCAGCAGAUCAAGGAAAUCCUCCGCAGCCACCCGGACCAUAAUGCUGUCUUAGGCCUGUAUGGUCUGGGCAAGGAGUCUCUAUUGGUGGAGCUGGCAAUGGAGUUUCAAACCUGGAUCGAGGUGAGCUUCGACAGAAUGGAGACCCUCCAAAUGCUCGGGCUGCCCGACGUCUUCACCACCGAGCCGGGCGCUGGUCGUAUCCGCGUUGUGGAACAAAGAGAGAUCACCUUUACCGCCCUGUGCCAGUGGAACAGUGAACAACCCACGUUGGCUAUUUAUCCCACCAGCCGCCCCCUUCCGCUCUUCCACCCCAAAGUCUUUGUGGUACCCUACUCAGACCACUCAUCUUAUCAAGAGCUGGUCGACUUUGUCUCUGGACUCAAACCUUCUUCUCUGGUGCCCAUUGUUGGUAGCAGUAUCCCUGGAAGCCUCUCCACCUUAUCAUCUAGCAAAAGGCACGAAUUCCUGGUGCCCGAGUCGGUGCAACAGUACAUGAGGAGGAUUCCCAAAAACUGGCACAAAUCAUCCACCAACCUUCGGCGCCAACAUGUCCGACCACUUGUGCCUCAAGGUGUGGUGUUUGACUCUCCUGGGAGUUCAAGCAAGCUGCCCAAGGACUGUCUGGGUCAGAGUUUUUCUGAUGAGGAGGAGGAAGAAGAGGAGGAGAUGGAAGCAGCGAGUGUUGAUUCAAUUCCUGUCAAAUCCAGUCAGAAGGUUACCCCUUACAAAGCCCGCCGAGACUCCUUGGAGACGUUGAGGGUCAACUUUGUGCACACCGCCCCGGAGGAGAUGUUGGGAGCGCACUCAGUGCCAUUCAGUCAACUCAGCCAGAGCAACUUUGUCCCCAUGGAGAUCGUGCAGAAUCCGGACAUUUCCCUAAGGCCACAGCGACGUGCCAUAGGAGAGGUGGACGAGGAUCAUGACAACAGCUUGAGCGUUUCCGACAACGACUCUUUACUCCUUUAUAGUUUCCAUAAUGAUUCUGGGGUUUCAUCUGAUUUGUUGCAGUGUCCUGAGGCUCACAUAGAACAGCUUGAAAACGAGAUCUUGAAGGAUCUGGAUUUCACAGAAGAGGACUUGAGCCUGUGCUGCCUCCCGAAGGAAAGCGCCGCGGGAAUAGUUUCUCUCUGUCCUGUACGCAGGCCAUAAAUGGCCUAGGUGUAUUAUAGAUGUUAACCCGAGUGCACUUUUUUCCCCAAUUUUUACCAAGACAAGGAACACAUUUCACAUGGUGAUAAUGCCACACGGCACACCAGCAAAGCAAAAUGUCACAAAAGGUAGAUACAGUAAUGUUCAAAAUAAAUGAAAAUAAUUAAGAUGAGUUAACAUGCAGCAGAAAACGUUUUUUUUUUUAUUUCUUUUUUAACUCAAUCUAAAGCGUUUUGUCCACAUCACAUUCUGCAAUUUUAAAUUGCAUUUUUUUUUUUCAAAUGUGACCUGUUUAGCAAAAUGUCACUGAACAAUUUUGAUUGCAAUGUGGCCUUACUGCCGUCAGAUGGCAGUGACGUGAAAGCAAUUCAAAGCAUCUGGGAAUCGUCACCCCAGAAAAUAGUUUAAUGGUCUUCCUAUGGGUGCCACAAUAAUGAGAAAAACAACAAGUUUACAACAUGAUUAUAUGAAGCCCGUUUUAACAUGUUGGUCACAAAAACCCAGUGAAAGGUAAGCACGUAGUCAGUUGAACUGAUCAUUGCCAAAUACACGUUGAGUAUUUAUAUAUUGCAAAAGCAGUCAUUUAUCCGUAUUGCAAACCUUGGACCGAAGGUAUGUGCUUCACUGGUCGAAAAUACGGUAUUUUGGGUCAAUUUGACCCAUAAUAUCAGAGGGGGGCUUCGGGAGAUUUCAGCACUAGGGACAGCUCCAAGUUAACUCCCAGUAUUAUGAAGUGAUUGAUCUCGCUCGCUUUUGUUGAUUAACCUCAAUAUAGAAACGGACCUCCACCCUCUGCACUCCAAUCGAGAAGUUAAAGCAGAGCCGAAACCAAAGGGUGGCAGAUUGUAUUUUUAAGUCAAAGCUCAGAGAAAGUGCAUCAGCGCUCCUUUCAUUUCCAGCUGAAUGUGUGACAAUGUCGACAGAGCUGUGUGGGCGAUGAGCACUAGCUGAGGGCUCAGCACAGCUGAUAGCUGAGGUCUUGUCUUUUGGCGGCGACAGAAAUAGAAAAGCCUGGUUUCGGUCCUGUUCGGUAGCGCUGGCUGUUAUCAUGUCUACUCACACUGCUCAGAUGUUUUUGUUGGCCUCUGUCUGUAUUUGUGGAGGAUUGAGGCAGCAGACUCAUGUACAAAAAUGUGUCUUGUGGAAGAACAGGACUGAAUUCAAGCUGAUAAGGAGGGAACAUUCUCAGCUAAAGCCAGCAUAGUUGAGAGAAAAAGUACAUGAACCUCACCAUGAUGACCAGAAUUUUUGCGUGAAUUGGUCAUAAAAGGAGAUAUGAUCAUCACAUAAUUCACAAAAAUAGGCCAUGCAGUCAUCUUAACUCUGUAAAGCCUGAAGCAUCCAUUUCAAAGUCUCGCAUUAGUUAUGUUUCUGCUAGUGGUAUUCGAAAAAUCAAGAAGCAUAUUGAUGUUAUGAAUUUCGGUCUCUGUAUGUUGAGCAGCAAAGUGUAGCUGGGGUUGUUAAUGGAGAGUCUUGGAUGCAUUUGGGCUUUCCUGAGCGACCAUUUAUUUUGAAGGGUAAUGUUGUGAGAUGAGUUUGAAAUGAUUUUACAAUAAAAACGCUUCCAUUCUCGGAGUUGUGUUCCAGACCCCUUUACGUGAUAAGGCAAAAAUCAGCAAAAUAAAAAUGUCAUCUUUAAGUACAGCAUAGGGAUGUUUUGUAGCAUUGACGCACCUAAUUUACCUCAACACAAAACAUCCAUCCAUUUCCUGAGGCACUUAUCCUCACAAGGGUUGUGAGAGCGCUGGAGUCAGACAAUCGCAACGCACACAUAAACGACCAUUCCCGCUCACAUUCACUACUAUGGGCAAUUUCGAGUCUUCAAUUAACCUACAGUGCCGUGCAAAAGGAAUUGACCCCCUUCCUGACCUCCUCCCCCUUGCAUAUCCAUCACACACAAAGGCCCAAACCAAUCCCAACAUCACUCAGAAACAACCCAAGGAAACACAAAAUGGAGCACCCAAAUGACAGCUGAGUUCACGAAGGCACCAAAAAAAAAAAAAAAAAAAAAUCCAAAGAUCCUGACCCUCUGCGGAAAAAGCCAUUGCCCCCUGAAUUUAAUCACAGGUUGUGCCACCCUUGGGAGCAAUAACUGAAAUCAAGCCUUUGCAAUGAUUGGUUAUGAGUCUUUCACAUCACUCUUUAGGAAUUUUGUCCCACUCUUCUUUGCAGAAUUGUUUCAACUCUGCCAUGUUUUGAGGGUUCUUGUAUGAACUCGUCGUUUGUCACAUCACCAACCAUUUUUUUUUUGGGGGGGGGAGACAUUCCGAAGUGGACUUGCUGGUGUGUUUCAGACCGUUGUCCUGCUGUAUGAUCCAAAAGCGCUUGAGUUUGAGGGCACGAAGUGAUGGUCAUACACUCUCCUUCAGGACUUUUUGCUACACAACGAAAUUUAUUGUUCCAUCUGGGGCUUUUAAAACUAUACAAGUAUAUUUAAAAACACAGUAUAAUACACGAAAAAAGAUCAAGAAAAAUGGAGGACAUUAAAAUAUUGUAAUCAGAAUCAGCUGUAAGAGCCAAGUAUGUAACACCCAAGCAAUUUGUCUCUGGUAGUUUGUGCGGCCCUAGUACAACAUUCAGAACAACCCAACUAACAAGAACGAAGAACAAGAGACAUUCAGUUAAUAGGAACAAUUCCUUAUAAGAGUCACAGAUGUGCAAUAUUUAAAACCGUUAAGAGUGCGUCAAGGCCCCACAUUAUAUUAAAAUUAUACAGGGCGCCCUUACCCAUCCACAGUUCAUAGUUAUAGACCAGUCCAAUGACAAUUAUGCAAAGGGAGCAGUUUAAAGUGACGAAUCGUGCAAUAGUCUACAGGAUAUAUUGGCAAUACUAAUACUGAUUGGACCAGCAGGAUGUGAGAGUGUGUCCCAACAACAGCGCAAGGCAGAAAAUAGUAGUUUGCUGAUCAAGAAUUUAAUGACUUAAUUGCAAUUGCAAAAAAUUGUUUGAAUGCCUAGUUUUGACUUGCAUUGAUCGGUAGCGCCUACCUGACUGAAGGAGCUAGAAGAGCUGUUGACCAGGAUUUUGAGGGUAACUCAAUGUGCUUUACAUGAUUAAAACUAUUGAAAUACAAGUUAAGGCAAUUUUCAGAGCCAGAAAUAUCACUGAAAAGUGGAAAUACUCUAAAACGCAUGGGGGGGGGUAUUAAUCUGGAUUUAAAAACUCACACUUGGAGCUGAUGUCACCUCAGUUGGCAAGUUAUUCCACUUUUCUUUUCAGCAUAAUAGCUAAAUGUUGCUUCUGCAUCUUUGCUUUGGACUCUGCACGCCAUUAUUAGACCAGUCUUUUAGUCAGUCGAUCUCAGAGCCCUACUGGGUUUGCAUUUCUUUCAUGUAUUCAGGAUCUAAACCAUAUAGUGAUUUAUUGAUCAGUAGCAGAACUUUAAAACUCGUCUAAAAAUGACGGGAAACCAGUGUAAAAACUUUAGAAUUGUAGUUAUAUGCUCUAGUCACAACCCGAGCUGCAGCAUUCUGAAAGAGCUGCAGUUUUUGAAUGCUCUUUUUGGGGCGCCCAGUCAGAAGACCAUUACAAUAGCCAAGUCUACUUGAGAUAAAAGCAUGGAUAAGCUUCUCUUGGUCUGCUUGACACAUGCUAGUCUUCACUAUAAAUGUUUUUCAGAUGGUAAAAGGCAGUUUUCGUAAUUUAUUUGCUAUGACUGUUGAAGGUCGGCUUGGAAUCUAUCAGAACACUAAGGUUUCAGACUCGGUCUUUGCUUUUUAAAGAUAGUGAGUCCAGGUAUUUAUCAACAGCAAUCACUUUUUCUUUAUUGCCAAAAAGAAUUAUCUCAGCGUUGUUGUGGUUUAGUUGAAGGAAACUUUGGAAACCUGAUCGAAAUUUGUGAAAAAGUCCAUUUAAAUCCAAGAAAUUGCUGAGUUGGUUAAAAAUAACUUUCUCAACAAUCUUGGCUAUGACAGUGAGAUUAGAAAUGUUGACACAGAAAAUCUAGUGCUUUGUUUUUUAGAAAAAGCUUAGCAGCUACUUUAAGAGGUUUAGGCAACUUGCUAGACUGAAGUGAGGAAUUGAUUAUUUGUUGCAAAUCAGCUUGCGCUGAUUUCACAAUAGUUUUGAAAAAGUCAGAUGAUAUUGAGUCAAGACAGCUCGUUAAUUGUCGAUUAACUGUAAUGGAAUUGUAGUUUAUGUAGAGUUUAACUAAUCAUCAUUGGAGUUAUAAACGUUUUUCUUUACAGCCAGAUUUUACUGUAGUGCUUUUUCUGAUGUUUUUGUUGUGCGUGGCAGAGAUCAUCUAAAGAUGUUUGUCAAGCCAGGCGUCCUCUCUAGUCUGCUAGAUUUUGAGUUGGACUGUCAAAAAUACUGGCCCAGUGGACGCUGUUAAUUUCCGUGUUCCAUUGUUUGAUCUUGGUGAGCACAACAGCAGGCAAGCAACGCUGCCUUUCAUCUUUCCUCUUCCACUCAUGGAGGUGGUGGGCUCAUCUAGCAAAGAGAGGCCAUUGCUUCCUGGAGUGUUUGAAUGUUUACUUGAUUAAUGGAACAAAUGCAAAAGUGUUGUUGUUUGUCGGGAGCGUGGGGAUGAUUGUUACACGGCUCAGUUGAAACUCUUGCAUUUGUUCCAUCAAGGAACACAUUAGGAGUCACCUGAUUCACCCUGCACACGCUUGGUCUACUUCUUAGUCCACAUGUGAAGAUGUGGUGUCAUAAAGCAACAUUUGUGAGGAAAAACAUAAUUUGGGGGAAAAAUGUUUUUGUGAUUAGAAAAACCUGCUUCGUCGUUUAACUUGUCCACUGUAUUACUGAUUAAGUGUCUGUUGAUCUGUAUUUAAUGUAGUUGUUGGUACUUUUUUAGCUGUAAGCCAAGCUCAGGUACAGUUGUAAUAAACUCGCAUAGUUUUGUAUUAUUUAAUAUUUAUAAAAGAUUAGAACACAAUCGAAAUUUCACUUUACUGCAGAUUUGAUUUUUAUUUAGAAACGAUUGCCCUUAGAGUCCAACGUUUUGGACAAAAAGCUUUCAAGAUCUUUAAUCAAUCUCGCAGCCUUUAUUUCAUUGUUACCUUUCACCCCAAAAUAUGAAACAACUGACCCCGGGCAUGGGGUCAAUUGUAACAUUCGCUCUUUGUAUUUGAGAUGAAGCCAUGCAUUUUCGUUUGGUGUUACAUGCACAUUGUCACUGGC
Molecule: messenger RNA, 7363 nt
Organism: Syngnathoides biaculeatus (alligator pipefish)
Lineage: Eukaryota; Metazoa; Chordata; Actinopteri; Syngnathiformes; Syngnathidae
Gene: dclre1b
Product: DNA cross-link repair 1B
Exons: 4
Coding region: 595-2235 (546 amino acids)
Biological process (GO): double-strand break repair via nonhomologous end joining; protection from non-homologous end joining at telomere; interstrand cross-link repair
Molecular function (GO): 5'-3' DNA exonuclease activity; damaged DNA binding
Source: RefSeq, a predicted model, not a curated record